GCUGCCGGGAGCCUCCUGGAAGCGUAACGUGACGGCGACACUUCCUCGGCACUCGCGCGAUGGCAUCGGCGGCGGCGGUGUUGGGUGCUGGAGCCGCCGAGAGCGUGCUGCCGGCUUCCCCUAACUGGUAUUGCAGCCGAUGCAGCGACGCUUCCCAGGACGGGCAUCUCUUCGGCUUCGCGGCUCGUCACAGCGUGUGUCUCCUGGAGGUCCGCCCUACCGCUCCCACCUUUUAUGGGGAAUUAAUAGGCCACACUGAAAGAGUUUCUGGCUUCACAUUUUGCCCCUAUCCUGGGCAACACUACUAUUGUGCCAGUAGCUCUGAUGAUGGAGCUGUGAAAAUUUGGAAUGUCCAGACUUUGACUGUAAUGAUGGAACAUACACUACAUCAGAAUACAAUUUCUGCAUUGCACUGGUCACCCAGAGCAAAAGAUCUUAUUGUAUCAGGUGAUGAGAAGGGGAUAGUGAUUUGUUACUGGCAUAAUCGAAAUGACAGUCAACAAUUUUUUCCAGAACCUAGAACUAUAUUCAGUCUUACUUGUUCUCCUCACCAUGAAAAUCUGAUAGCUAUUGGCUAUAAGGAUGGGAUUGUGAUUGUUAUGGACAUCAGCAAAAAGGGAGAUAUUGUUCAUCUGAAAUUUCAUUCUGGAAUUUCUCCUUUAUUUUGA
Messenger RNA from Notechis scutatus (mainland tiger snake), 668 nucleotides. The record is from RefSeq and is a predicted model, not a curated record. NCBI's taxonomy places the organism in Eukaryota, Metazoa, Chordata, Lepidosauria, Squamata, Elapidae.